UUUUCGUUUCUUAUUUUUUCUUAGUUUUUGUUGAAAUGGAAAAACACAUCUACGCUUCUUACAGCCCUACCCACUACAGAGUCGGAGCACCAUCUCCACCCAGAUUCCGUGACCCUGAUACCAUGUUCCUCUCUCACUACCACCACCACCUCCACCGCUCCGACACCGCCGCCGCCACCGCCGCCGCUCUCCGCUAUCCUUCUUCCGCCACCGCCGACGUCGAUAUUGGCCCGCCUGGGGUUGCUUCCAGAAUCUCCUCUUCAACAACCUCCAACUUGUUCUCUCACGCUUCUUCCUGGCCUGCCGCCGUAGCCGCCGCCGCUGCCGCCGCAAAUGUCGGCUCUGCUGCCCUUGACCUGAAACGCUCUUCUGAAGCGCUCUACCAUCCAACCAUUUUGGGUACAAUUGGGCAAAAUGAAGCUUGGUAUUCUACAAACUCACUGGCCAAGCGCCCUAGAUAUGAAACUGGAAGCAAUUUGCCUAUUUAUCCACAGAGGCCAGGAGAGAAGGAUUGUGCCCACUAUAUGCUCACAAGAACCUGUAAAUUUGGAGAGAGCUGCAAGUUUGACCAUCCUAUUUGGGUUCCUGAGGGUGGAAUCCCAGAUUGGAAAGAGGUUCCAAAUGUUGUUCAAAGUGAAACCCUUCCUGAGAGACCAGAAGAACCUGAUUGUCCAUUCUUUCUGAAAACUCAAAGAUGCAAGUUUGGUUCAAGGUGCAAAUUUAAUCAUCCAAAGGUUUCCUCUGAAAAUGCUGAUGUUUCUGGCUUACCUGAGAGACCAUUAGAGUCCCCUUGUGCGUUUUACAUGAAAACUGGAAGAUGUAAAUUUGGUGCCUCAUGUAAAUUCCAUCACCCCAAAGAUAUCCAGAUUCAGUUGUCUGAUGAACUGAGUCAUACUGCUGAACAGACACAAACAAAAUAUAUGAUGGAGGGCAUAAUAGGAGAUACACAACCAAUUAAGCCUCUUAUAUCACCACUGUUGCAGAAUAGCAAAGGGCUUCCUGUAAGACUGGGGGAAGUGGAUUGUCCAUUCUACAUGAAAACUGGAAGUUGCAAGUAUGGUGCCACUUGCCGCUACAAUCAUCCUGACAGGAAUGUAAUUAAUUCGCCGGUUUCUGCAUUUGGCCCUUCUGUCUUGGCAUCCUCGGCUGCUAAUCUGAAUAUUGGAGUGAUUAACCCAGCUGUAUCUGUUUAUCAAGCUUUAGACACAAGGUUGUCAAAUCCAAUGUCUCAGGUGGGAAUAGCAGAAACUAUCUAUCCUCAGCGGCCUGGACAGAUGGAAUGCGAUUACUAUAUGAAAACUGGCGUGUGUAAAUUUGAGGAAAGAUGCAAGUUCCAUCACCCAAUUGACCGCUCAGCACCAUCACUGUCAAAACAGGCCUCACAACAAACUGUUAAACUCACUCCUGCAGGAUUGCCUAGGAGAGAGGGUUCUGUGAUCUGUCCAUAUUAUUUGAAAACUGGCACUUGCAAAUUCGGUGCCACCUGCAAGUUUGACCACCCUCCACCUGGAGAAGUUAUGGAGAUGGCAAAAUCACAAGUAACAUCUACAACCAAUGGAGGGGAAGCAAAAGACCAUGAAUAGGUGUCUGAUUCUGCUCCAGAAGAGCAUUGAGAUCUUGCAUGAAAUCUCACUCUGUAUUUUAUAUUUCAUAAACCUCUUCAACUUGUUUUUAUAUCAUUUCGUGAAUCGAACAAUUGUCGCAGAAGACCUGUUUUGCUUCCUUCAAUGACUAAUUUCUUCAUGGACUAUUAU
Molecule: messenger RNA, 1754 nt
Organism: Gastrolobium bilobum
Lineage: Eukaryota; Viridiplantae; Streptophyta; Magnoliopsida; Fabales; Fabaceae
Product: zinc finger CCCH domain-containing protein 37
Exons: 11
Coding region: 36-1583 (515 amino acids)
Molecular function (GO): mRNA binding; metal ion binding
Source: RefSeq, a predicted model, not a curated record